This is a messenger RNA of Gopherus flavomarginatus (Mexican gopher tortoise), 3475 nucleotides long. RefSeq names its product acyl-CoA dehydrogenase family member 9 (gene ACAD9). Gene Ontology annotation, molecular function: flavin adenine dinucleotide binding; acyl-CoA dehydrogenase activity. The coding region runs from base 84 to 1580 and encodes 498 amino acids. The record is from RefSeq and is a predicted model, not a curated record. The transcript has 15 exons. Lineage: Eukaryota; Metazoa; Chordata; Testudines; Testudinidae.
AUGUGUCAUCAGGGCGCGCCCCUGACGGCUUCCCGAGGCGGAGGCGUGUAGGUUUCUGGCGUUGCCCAGUGAGCCGGUCGGACAUGAGCGGACUUAGCCUUCUGCUGCGGGCGGCACGCGCCGCCUUCCCCGCCGGGGCCAGGCAGCUGCGUACUGGCGGCUUCCGCAGUGCCUACGCCAAGGAGCUUUUCCUGGGGAAAAUGUGGAAGGAGGAAGUUUUCCCUUAUCCAGAGAUUUCUAAUGAAGAAUUAGAAGAAAUCAACCAGUUUGUAGGACCAGUAGAAAAAUUCUUCAGUGAAGAAGUGGACUCUAAGAAGAUUGACCAAGAUGCUAAAAUCCCACCAGAAACUCUAAAAGGAUUGAAGAACCUUGGACUCUUUGGCAUGCAGAUUCCAGAGGAAUAUGGUGGACUUGGUCUUUCAAAUACAAUGUAUGCACGUUUAGGAGAAAUCAUUUCUCUAGAUGGAUCUGUUGCAGUUACUUUGGCAGCUCAUCAAGCAAUAGGGCUUAAGGGAAUCCUGAUUGCUGGCACUGAUGAGCAAAAAGCAAAGUAUCUACCUAAAUUGGCAUCUGGGGAGCAUAUUGCAGCUUUUUGCCUUACAGAACCAGGAAGUGGAAGUGAUGCAGCAUCCAUCCAGACUAGAGCUACCAUGAGUGAAGAUGGGAAAAGCUUUUUACUAAAUGGCUCAAAGAUCUGGAUAUCCAAUGGUGGCCUGGCAGACGUUUUCACUGUGUUUGCAAGGACUGAGAUUGUUGAUAACGAUGGUGCAAAAAAAGACAAAAUUACUGCCCUCAUUGUAGAACGAGCCUUCGGUGGAGUCACUAAUGGGAAGCCAGAAGAUAAACUGGGUAUUCGAGGAUCUAAUACCUGUGAAGUACAUUUUGAAAACACAGAAGUACCUGUAGAGAAUGUAAUUGGAGAAGUAGGAGGGGGAUUUAAGGUGGCUAUGAAUAUCCUAAACAGUGGAAGAUUUAGCAUGGGUAGUGCAUCUGCAGGAAUAAUUAAGAAACUUAUAGAAAUGACAGCAGAGUAUGCUUGUACAAGAAAACAGUUCAAUAAGAAACUGAGUGAUUUUGGAUUAAUUCAGGAGAAGUUUACCCUUAUGGCUGUGAAAGCAUAUGUAAUGGAGAGCAUGGCUUAUCUCACUGCAGGAAUGAUGGACAGGCCAGGAGUUCCCGAUUGUUCAGUUGAAGCAGCUAUGGUUAAGGUAUUUAGUUCUGAAGGUGCUUGGAUUUGUGUAAGUGAAGCUUUACAAGUUCUUGGAGGCCUUGGCUAUAUGAAGGAUUACCCCUAUGAACGUUAUCUCCGGGACAGCAGGAUCCUUUUGAUUUUUGAGGGAACAAAUGAAAUUCUGCGAAUGUAUAUUGCUUUGACGGGUAUGCAGUAUGCAGGCAAAAUCUUAACUGGAAAAAUUAAGGAAAUGAAGAAAGGAAAUGUUGGUGUGGCACUGGAGAUAUUUGUGAACAAAUUCCGUGACAGCAUGGGAAGAAAAGUGGAUUUAGGACUAGUUGGCAAAGAUGGAGUUGCACAUCCCAGCCUUGAGAUUUGUCCUAGACAGAGGUUUGUGUUACAUGCAUGAUAAUAAGCAUUGGCUUACAAAUGGCUGACCUAGUGCAGUGGAGUACAUGUGACUUGGUAGCUGUAGAAAGGUAAAAUAUAGUUUUCCCAUCUAUACUUAAGAUGCAAAUAUCAUAGGAAAAUAAUGAAGUGAUUUUACUGUGCUUGUGAUAUUUUGGUGCUGUAGAUAAUUUCCUCAGGUGUUAGUGGCACUCAGACACGAGAACUUGCUAACAUUAUUCCACUCACACAGUGAUGUUAUCCCCAGGAUAGAUAAUUUGUGCUCUGUGGUGCCAAAAAAGUGACUGGAUGUCACUUACAAUGCAUUUUUUUACUACAGCAAAUUCUCUGCUGCUGGCUUCAUUCUGGGAGGUGUAUCAGUUUUGAAUCUUUUCUACAAGAAGUUCAAGCUAUGCUUUUUUGUUCUCUCUGAACUGUGAAAACCAUAAAAUAGUGUUUAAAAGUUACACUUGAGAGUUGCUACAAGUUAAAUAUGCUGUGUUCAGUAUUUUCGCCCUGCUUGGUGCCAGGAGUUGAGAGAAUUGAUCAAUUUUGAUGUACCACCAGAAAAUCAUGAUUCUCAGGAUUAAUGUAGCCUUAGACCUAACAAUUUUGCUGUAGAUAACUAAAUGAUGUUUCUUCAGUAUAUGCAGCAUUUCUUAUUCCUGAGUGUUGUGAAGUAUAGUAAACACUGCAAAUGCCAAGAUGUUCUCAGGUAAAAUUGGGAAGUUUUAAUAUACAGCCACUGUGCUGUACAUGCCUCCAUGGAAGAGGAAGUGAAAUUAAUGCCUGCAGAAUGGGCUGUUAAAAACAAACUAGCAUUUGCUAACAAAGGAAAACCUUGGUAUUGCUUGGCUGAGGGAAGCUGCAUCCAACUAUUAUUUCUCUCAGGGAAAGAGAAAUCAGAUGUUUCCUAACUACAGUGCUGCUUCUCCUUUUGGAAAGUGGCAGGGUUUUUUUUCCCCCUAGCUAGUUGGGAAUCAUAGAAUAUUAGGGUUGGAAGAGACCUCAGGAGGUCAUCUAGUCCAAUCCCCUGCUCAAAGCAGGACCAACACCAACUAAAUCAUCCUAGCCAAGGCUUUGUCAAGCCAGGCCUUAAAAACCGUUACGGAUAGAGAUUCUACCACCUCCCUAGGUAACCCAUUCCAGAGCUGCUUCACUCUCCUAGUAAAAUAGUGUUUCCUAAUAUCCAACCUAGACCUCCCCCACUGCAACUUGAGACCAUUGCUUCUUGUUCUGUCAUCUGCCACUGAGAACAGCUGAGCUCCAUCAUCUUUGGAACCCCACUUCAGGUAGUUGAAGGCUGCUAUCAAAUCCCCCCUCUCUUUUCUCUUCUGCAGACUAAAUAACCCCAGUUCCCCAGAUUUGUGUCACCUCACAAAUCAGAAGUAAAAGAUCACAUCAAAUCAGGAUUCUUAGAAAAGACCAAAAUUACCCAGAUCUCUUAUAGGUAACAUACUUCCUCAUUAAUUGUAAUGUUUCUUUUUUUCAAGUGUCCUGCAAAGUAAUAUUUUUAAUUGGAUAGGUAAUUUUGUUUUUUCCCCCUGAUAUAUGAAGGCAGCCUGCCAGGUACUUUUUUUUUUUUGAAGGGUUACUUCUGCUUGUUUUUACUGAAGAAAUAUUAUUAAAAUGCCAAGAUUGGUCUUCCCUGGUUCUGCUGGAAAAAGUCUGGAAUUCCAGACAUGUUCCUUUUGAUCUUUAACAUCAUAACUGAGGUGGCAAAGGUGGUGUGUCUAGCAAAGUCUUCCUUUAUCCAAAAUGCUCAUAGAGUUUAAAAAAACAACCCAACUUGCCAUUUUGAAAAGUACUGAUGAAAAUUGGUGGCAUUUGCUAUAUUCAGUCCUGAUACUGCACUUGUUGACUUCAGUGGAAGCAGGUGGUUCAGGUUGGAAUGAUGCACAUUUUUUUUUCUAUACA